UUUUAUUAUGUUAUAUGAGCUUGGAAGUUUCAACAACGUAUACAAUCUGGAUCGGAAAUUAUUUCAAUUUUAAAUUAAAUUUCAUUUGCUAAGUUCAACCAAAUUUAGCAGUUUUACUUUUCCAUUUUACUAAGAAAUUGCGGUAAUGAAACGUUUAGACAUUUACAGCGCCUUCGUGGCCCUGGGAGGUCCAGGUACCAAAGAGGACAUUAUCAUCCAGGUGGCCAAGCAGCAGAACAUUCGAUUUAAUGAUUUGCCUCAACUGCAAAAAGAAGUUGAUCAAGCACUGGAGGAGAGCCAAAGAUUAGGAUUCAUCGAUCGACAAGGGACAAUCUACAAAUUAAACAUGGAGACGACGCCAGCGAAGUGUUUGAACUCUGCUCCCAAUAAACCAGCAUCGACAAAGGCAAGUCAAGCAACCGCAACAGCAGCAGUGGAGCGCAUUUCCAGACAACUUAAUGGCCAAGGAGAUGGAAAGCGAAGUCAUUCUGUAGCGAGCACCCGAAGCGGUCCCAAGUCACCUCCAUUGUCCUUGUGCUCAGCCUGCGUUGUGGAUCCCAAUGUGAAAAUAGAGCGGCGCAAGAAUUCGAAUAACCUGGACAAAAUUCUGUUGCCUAAAGAUACGAGUGUCUGCUCUAUUUGUGGCCUUAACAGCGAUAAUUCCGGAAAUACUGAAGAGCCGGAUGUAGAUAAAAGUGUAUGGCCCCCAAUGCGUACUUUAAUAUGAGAUCGUGAGAUAAUUUCUAGCACUGUCAUGGUUGCUGAUUAUUUUGACAAACUGACUAAAUUAGUAUGUUCUUUCUAUCGGACAAAUUGUUGCUUCACAAUCAACAAUGCAUUUAUAUAUAUUAUAUGAAACUACUUUGAGACGAGUAAAUAAACAAGUAUUAACAAAA
Molecule: messenger RNA, 896 nt
Organism: Drosophila albomicans
Lineage: Eukaryota; Metazoa; Arthropoda; Insecta; Diptera; Drosophilidae
Exons: 2
Coding region: 146-727 (193 amino acids)
Source: RefSeq, a predicted model, not a curated record